AAAAAUCAAAGGAUUAGGGACACGUCAUCACAAAGUGGAGUCACGCAGGGAUCACGUGAGAAAACGUCGACGAACGAUUUUCCAGUUUUCCACGCCCACUCUCCUCGCUAGCGAGGACCACUAAUUUAUCGCCGUGGUUUUUCAUUUCCUCGGUUCCCUCCUCUCCUUAUCCGUCCAAAUUGCCGGUCCAAACGUUUCCAGAUUCCGACCACCUCUAAUUUUCUUUGCUAUCUCCACUCCAAUUUCCCUCAGAUCUCUGGGAAAUUUCAGUAGUUGCUUUGUUUUAAAGAUAAUGGUUCGUGGAAGAGAUGCCUGCUGGGAGCAUUGUGUACUUGUAGAUGCAACGAGACAGAAAGUGAGGUGUAAUUAUUGUCACCGGGAAUUCAGUGGAGGGGUUUAUAGGAUGAAGUUUCAUUUAGCUCAAAUAAAAAACAAAGAUAUAGUCCCCUGUGCUGAAGUCCCUGAUGAUGUUAGAGACCAUAUACAAAGUAUAUUAAAUACUCCGAAGAAACAAAAAACUCCCAAGAAACCAAAGAUGGAUAAGACAGUUGCAAAUGGCCAACAGAAUAGUUCCUCUGCUAGUGGUGGUCUCCAUCCUAACCAUGGAUCUAGUGGCCAACAUGGCAGCACCUGUCCAUCUUUGUUGUUUCCGCAUCCAUCGCCUAGUGAGCAGCCAGCAACUGACGAUGCUCAAAAGCAAAAGCUGGAUGAUGCUGACAAAAAAAUUGCUGUUUUCUUCUUCCAUAAUUCUAUUCCUUUCAGUGCUGCUAAAUCCAUGUAUUAUCAGGAAAUGGUGGAUGCUAUAGCAGAGUGUGGUGUUGGUUAUAAAGCCCCAAGUUAUGAAAAGUUGAGAUCUAGCCUUUUAGAGAAAGUAAAGGGUGAUAUACAUGAUGGUUAUAAGAAAUAUAGAGAGGAAUGGAAAGAAACUGGUUGCACUGUCUUGUGUAAUAGCUGGUCCGAUGGUAGGACGAAAUCGUUUGUUAUAUUUUCUGUCACAUAUCCAAAAGGGACACUCUUUUUGAAGUCUGUUGAUGUCUCAGGUCAUGAGGAUGAUGCUAGCUACUUAUUUGAAUUGCUUGAAUCAGUUGUCUUGGAGGUUGGUUUGGAAAAUGUAAUUCAGGUGAUAACAGAUAGCACGGCCAGUUAUGUUUGUGCAGGAAGACAUCUCAUGGCGAAGUACAGUUCGUUGUUUUGGUCUCCUUGUGCUUCUUAUUGCAUCGAUAAGAUGUUGGAAGACAUUAGUAAACAAGAGUGGGUGGGCAUUGUGUUGGAGGAGGCAAAGACCAUUGCACGGUAUAUAUACAGUCAUGCAUGGAUUUUAAAUAUGAUGCGGAAGUUCACUGGUGGAAGGGAACUAAUGAGGCCCAGAAUUACAAGAUUCGUGGACAAUUAUCUUACCUUGAGGUCCAUUGUGUUCCAGGAGGACAAUUUAAAACACAUGUUCUCUCAUUCAGAGUGGUUAUCAUCCAUUUAUAGUAGACGUUCUGACGCUCAGGCUAUUAAGUCGUUACUGUAUUUAGAAAGAUUUUGGAAGUCUGCACGUGAAGCUGUUAGUGUGUCUGAGUCACUGGUUAAGAUAUUACGGAUUGUUGAUGGUGACAUGCCGGCUAUGGGUUAUAUUUACGAAGGAAUAGAGAGAGCAAAAGGUGCUAUAAAGGCAUAUUAUAAAGGUAUUGAAGAAAAAUACAUGCCAAUAUGGGAUAUAAUCGAUCGGAGAUGGAACAUGCAACUUCACUCACCGUUACAUGCUGCUGCAGCAUUCUUGAAUCCUUCAAUAUUCUAUAACCCGAACUUCAAGAUUGAUUUAAGGAUGAGGAAUGGGUUUCAAGAAGCAAUGCUUAAGAUGGCUACGAUGGAUAAAGAUAAAAUAGAAAUCACAAAGGAACAUCCCGUGUACAUAAAUGCACAAGGCGCUCUAGGGACCGAUUUUGCCAUCAUGGGGAGAACCCUCAAUGCUCCAGGUGACUGGUGGGCGAGCUAUGGUUAUGAGAUUCCGACGCUACAAAGAGUAGCAAUAAGGAUACUAAGCCAACCAUGUAGCUUUCAUUGGUGCAGAUGGAAUUGGAGCACGUUUGAGACCGUACAUACGAAGAAACGAAACAAAGUGGAGAUGGAGAAACUAAAUGAUUUGGUUUUUGUGCAUUGCAAUCUUUGGUUACAAACAAUAUGUCAGGGUAGGGAUGGAAAAUGUAAACCCAUCAUCUUUGAUGAAAUAGAUGUUAGUUCAGAAUGGCCAACCGAAUCGGAACCUUCGGUUCCUCUAUUGGAUGAUUCAUGGUUAGAUAAUUUGCCCCUUGAAUGCAGAGGUAGUCCAUAACAUUGUCAACAAAAAUGAAAAAGGAUACUACAUGUUCUAUUACUGAUUGUAUACAUGAUGCUGGAAUAUAUACUGUAUAUUGUCAAAUAAUUUAAUCCAUACGCUGUCUGAUCAGCAAAUAUGAGAAGAAUAUGUAUAUCUAAUAUAGUCAAAUUCUUCUUAUGAGGAGCUAGAAAUGUACAUUGAUAUGAUAUGGUUCAAGUGGGGAGAAUAUUUAUUCUUAAAGCUGAGGUUGUUCUUGUUAUUGUUUUUUCCAAGAGAAGGGAAAAAAUUCAUGUUCUCCAAA
This is a messenger RNA of Gossypium arboreum, 2603 nucleotides long. RefSeq lists its product as uncharacterized. Gene Ontology annotation, molecular function: protein dimerization activity; DNA binding. The coding region runs from base 293 to 2317 and encodes 674 amino acids. The transcript has 3 exons. The record is from RefSeq and is a predicted model, not a curated record. NCBI's taxonomy places the organism in Eukaryota, Viridiplantae, Streptophyta, Magnoliopsida, Malvales, Malvaceae.